UUGUGUUAAAAAAAAAAAAAAAAAAAAGGAAAGAAAAGAAAAGAAAGAUAAAUAAGCGCCGGCGUGCACGUGCAGAUUUAUCCUCGUCCAUUAUUUGAUUGUUUUAGACUCUGUUUUUCUGUGGAGGAACGUUCAGCUUUUGUGCUUUGAGCCAGAGACAAUCAUGAUCCUCCUGACUUCCUCCUCUGGUUUUUUCCAGUGUACCAACAAGCUCUUUCUGAGUGAUCGGGCUACAGGACUCCAGAUCAAGGAGUUUGCACGUAAAAAUGCAGCAAAUGCACUGUCAGUUGCCAACAUGGUCAUGGGCAUGGCCUCCAUUCUCAGCAGUCUUAAUGGGCACCAUCAUGCUGCAUGUUGGCUGGUUCUGAUUGGCUACCUACUGGAUUUGGCAGAUGGAGCAGUUGCCAGGCGACUAGAUGCCUGCUCUGCGCUGGGAGCAAAGCUGGAUGAUUUUGCCGACUUCACAACCUUUGGGAUUGCCACGUCCUUGCUGCUGAGGACACCUGACCUGCUGGACAACAUCCUGUGCAUGUGUUACGUCAUGUCUGUGUUUGUCCGCCUCUGUUUCUUCUCAAGUGGGAUCCCAUUCAUGUAUCGUGGUCUGCCGUGCAUCUACUCUUCAGCCAUUCUGGCCAGUGCGUCUCUACUGUCGGGAGGAAAUAUGGCUUUGCUGCGGGUAAUUGCAGUGGCCAUGAUCCUCUUUAUGAUCAGCCAGAACUUCUACCCUCAUGACAGAGUGCUGGAGUCCCAGGCCUGGAAGAAAGUGGUCUACGCUGGAGGAGUCAUCAUGGUGUUCUGCUCUUCCUUCCCUCCUGCAUGUGUGUACUACCUGCUGUGGUCUGUCUCCUACAUUUUGUUCCCAGCAUCACUUUGGAGUAGCAAGGUGUAAAGGAGUGUUGGCCUUGUGUAAAACUCCCAGUAGGUUUACCUCCGGCUCAUCUGGAGUAAACUGAUGUUUCCAGACUGCUGCUGCCCCCCCAAUGUCACGGAGGACCCUUACUGAACAGAUGAACUUUCAUUCUAUUUAACCUUUAUUUUAAUACGACACCUUGAAGCCAGUAUCUGGAUUUAAGAGCGUUAAGAGGGAUGUGAAGGACCGGUAAGGAUUAACCUUUCAUGCUGUCUGAUUUUUAGAUGAAUUUUCACUGAACGUGGUGAUUGGAUGAGUUGUUUUAAAAGCAUAACUUUCUAAAGCCUCAUCUCCAGUGUUAUCUACCUAUUACAACAGGGGUGGGCAACCUGUGGCUCCUGGGCCACAAUUGGCUCUUGGGGCCUUUUUAAGUGGCUCCAUGUGGCUUUGUCAAAAAACAUGGAAACACUUCUAUUGUUUUUUUUUUUUACACACAUUUUGGUAUUGUUUUUGCAACCAUAAACUUAUUCUGAUGUUAUGCAGUUGUAAAAAUGUAACUACACUCCAAAUGAAUCAAAAUGUAGUAGUGGUAGUAAUAGUAAAACAAGACUGCUUUUUAUUUUAUGAUACUGAAGGUGUCUGUAUACUCAACACAAUAAUGACAAAUUUCACCAUUUCCUUUAGUUCUGUCAUUUAUUUGUAGUUCUGUAAAUGCACUGAAACUUUGAUUUCGGUAAAACACAUAAGGAUAUCUUUUGGCUCCAGACAGAUUUUCUUUUCUAUUUUUGUCCUAAAAUGGCUCUUUUGAUAUCAAAGGUUGCCGACCCGUGUAUGACAGUAUUAAUUCAGUCUAUUGUCUAUGUUGAGGACAUGUGGCAGCAGGGCAUAUCAUAGAAUCUCCUUAGAGGAUAAUAUAAAAAGAAAUUAUUUCAAAUGAAAUAUCUGCACAGUAAUUGUGUUCAUUUCUAAUUUUGUAACCACAAGACAAAAGAAUGGGUAUUUUACAGUGUUGACUACAGUAAAAUGGGAAACUACUGAGUGCUAUUGUAUGUAAGUAUGGAUUUUAUUUAAUGGAUUUACAACAUGAUUUCCCAGAUCUAAGAUUUAAUAGUCCACGUUCUCGAUUGUUUAUCGAUAACAGGGUAAUGGGCAUUCACGCAGCACUAUGAAUACUCUUAUGUCAACUGACAUCUAUUAAUGUUUGUGUCAGGGCUGGGGUCCCUUCACUUUUAUGGUCUUUUCAACAGUUAUUGAGCAAGUCCCACUUUUUUUUCUCUCUAAGAAGUGGUGUUAAUUUGUGUAGUUGCUGAAUAAAUCACUGAACAUUAUGGUACAGUUAGUUAAAAUACUUUUUGAAUGUAAAUUCAGCUCAAAGUGAACUGACGCCAGCCCUGGCUUAUGGAAACUUUCUUUUUUAGACUUUUAAUUCUGUCCAAAAUAUGACAUGUUUGAUUUCCAUUUCUUCUAUGUGUGAUUUUAUUAGGUUAUUAUACAUGUUUGCCUCUGUUUUAAGAGGCAUUGCAUUUUAAAUGGUAAAUCCACACUAGAUCUGCAACACGACACAACAGCCUCUGACCACAGCUCCAUCAGUUAUGUCAUUGCCAUUGUUUUCCAUCACUGUCAGAAAACCUGCAGUGACAUCACUGAUGGAGGUGGAGUCAGAAAUGCAACAUGAGUGAAAACUUGAACUCCGAGCGUUGCACUGCAGCUGCAGUUUUCUGGUGUGAUUCAGUGUGGACUUACCCUUAAAGCAUGACACACACCUGCUGCAAAUCCUGUUUCCUGCCAUCUAGUGGUUGAAACAUUUCCUUUACUGCACAACUUACUGGGAAGUAAAACAUUAGUGUGUUAUUCUUUAACCCGGCCAGUACUCAGUCUGAGGGACAUCAUUUUGUUUUAUAGACCAGUCCUUUUUAUUGAGGGCACUGUUCUGAUGUCACUCAUCAUGUUUAGUAGUGGGUGUUUAUGCCUUUUUUGCAGAGAUAAUAAAUAAAUUGUGUGACAAAUGGAAAGAUUAUAUAGUUUUAUAAGGAUUUCUUUAUUUGAUAGCACAGAGAAAAAUAUUAUUAUAUCUAUUCACAGCCCCAAAAGCUACUGACUGAUUCACUCCAUACCUUAUGAAAAGUGUCUUUCCUGUAUUCAGAGGUGUCACAAUGUAAGGCACGACAUAGCUUACAGUUGACUUUUGUGAUUUAAAUGAUAUAAACCUUCUUGAAGCCAUAACUCAUAGUUUUAGGAACUUCUGAGUUAUCCACAUACCGCAGGCUGAACAGAGCUUCGUAAAUCAAACUUCUCCUGAUCUUGUCUGCUGACAAUUUUGAUUUAAACACACAGCUGUUAGUCGACACCGUUUAUCAUAACCGACGUUUUGAGGAAAACGUGGUAAAGUGCAUACACAGACUGAACAGAAAUCUGCUGUAGUAAAUUCAGUAGUGCAUUCAGCUUUCCUGUGUGGGUGUUUUGGUUUUUAAAUUGUAAAUUUACAGUCAUGUAUGCAUGCCGAGAGCAUUAUUUUGAUACAAAAACUGUACUUUGCCCAGUUAUUUAAAAAGAAAAAUAACAAAAAAUAUCUUAAAGAAUAAUUAGAUCUGUGCUUUUAAGUCUGUACAUUUUGGACAAUAAAGAGUAAUAU
Molecule: messenger RNA, 3482 nt
Organism: Sphaeramia orbicularis (orbiculate cardinalfish)
Lineage: Eukaryota; Metazoa; Chordata; Actinopteri; Kurtiformes; Apogonidae
Gene: tmem269
Product: transmembrane protein 269
Exons: 7
Coding region: 164-889 (241 amino acids)
Biological process (GO): phospholipid biosynthetic process
Cellular component (GO): membrane
Molecular function (GO): phosphotransferase activity, for other substituted phosphate groups
Source: RefSeq, a predicted model, not a curated record